Molecule: messenger RNA, 1005 nt
Organism: Pichia kudriavzevii
Lineage: Eukaryota; Fungi; Ascomycota; Pichiomycetes; Pichiales; Pichiaceae
Exons: 1
Coding region: 1-1005 (334 amino acids)
Biological process (GO): mitochondrial translation
Cellular component (GO): mitochondrial small ribosomal subunit
Molecular function (GO): structural constituent of ribosome
Source: RefSeq, a predicted model, not a curated record
AUGCUCAGUAGAACGUUGACAGAAAGUAGUACAUCUACAGUUAAGAGUGCAGGGUUCCAGGUAUCCCAAGUGCGUUAUAGAAGAACACUAGCCUACCCAUUUUACUCCAAAGCUGGUAAUAUUCCACCUGCAAGGAAAGGGCGUAAACAGACUGUCUUUAAACGUCUCAUGGAUCAAUUUUUAGGGCCUAAGAAUUACAAGGGUGAAUAUUACUUGAAUAAGUAUGCAUAUCCAAAGAACAACCACACUCCAAAUUAUAUCGAUCCAAGAAGCGAAAGAGGGAAUGCGUUACUCGAACCACUAAGUGAGUUUGAUACUGUUGAUGAAACUGAGAACGACUCCUCAAAGAGAAGAAACAAUAAUGCCUUCAGACCUUUCCCAUUAAACUCCAAAUUAUCUACUAAUUUCCAAGUUGACAAUGAAACCAAGAUUCAAAUUGUCAAUGACAUUCUUUUGAAUAAAAUGCCAUCUCAACAAGUUGCAAUUAAAUAUGGACUAAAGAUUCAAAGAAUUGAGGCUAUUCUCAAGUUACGUGAAAUUGAGGAAAAAUGGGAACAAGAAGACAAGAUAAAUGGUGAUUUGAAAAGAAUGUCACAGGCAAUGUACAAAAUGUUCCCUAUUUUCAACCCAAGAAAUAAUGCUGAAAACUUGACUGAAAUUCCAAUUCCAAAGGAAACUUUACAAUCACGUUUCUUAACAAUUGCAGAAUCAGAGCCAUUUGGUCCUGUUGAUGCAGCAAAAGAAUUCAAUUUGGAACCUGCAGCUGUCACCUUGGAGAAACUAUCCGAAGGUGGUGAACACUCCCUACAUCAUGAGGCAACGCAAACUAAAAACGAUGGAUCGUUUAUUGCACCAAUGCAUGAAGGUGAUAAAUACGCUUUCAAGUUCACUCCUGUCAAGGUCGGUAAAGUCGGUUACAGAUAUGGUAAAGUCAACCGGGACAACAGAAAAGACAGAAAGGUUGCCUAUGAUGCCGCAGGUAACAAAUACUAUCCUCUUGAGUAA